UACAUCAUCAAGUUUUGCAGCACUCGCGGAUGAACGGCCGGAAUAUAAACGUGUAGUCAAGUAAACGAAAUCGAGAGAUCACGACGAUGAAAAAGUUUUUCAUAAUAUUGCUGGCCAUCGGCCUCGUCUCUCUACAAUCCGGGGACGCGCUCAAGUGCAGAAUAUGUAAGGGAAAUUGUGAUUCACAAAAUCAAAAUGAAAUCCAAGUGCAGGAAUGUAGCGCAUCGAAUGUAGAAUCAUCGACUUCAGUACCAUCGACUCCAGAAUCAUCGAGUCCAGGAACAUCGAGUCCAGGAACAUCGAGUCCAGGAACAUCGAGUCCAGGAGCAUCGAGUCCAGGAGCAUCGAGUCCAGAACCAUCGAGUCCAGAACCAUCGAGUCCAGAACCAUCGAGUCCAGAACCAUCGAGUCCAGGAACAUCGAGUCCAGAACCAUCGAGUCCAGAACCAUCGAGUCCAGAAUCAUCGAGUCCAGGAACAUCGAGUCCAGGAACAUCGACUCCAGCACCACCGACUCCAGCACCAUCGACUCCAGCACCAUCGACUCCAGCACCACCGACUCCAGCACCAUCGACUCCAACACCACCGACUCCAGCAUCAUCGACUCCAACACCAUCGACUCCAGCACCAUCGACUCCAGCACCAUCGACUCCAACACCAUCGACUCCAGCACCAUCGACUCCAACAACAUCGACUCCAGCACCAUCGACUCCAGCACCAUCGACUCCAGCACCAUCGACUCCAGCACCAUCGACUCCAGCACCAUCGACUCCAGCACCAUCGACUCCAGCACCAUCGACUUCAACAUCAACGACUCAAAAAUCAAAAGGAUCGGAAGACAAAGAAGACAAACAUUUCAUGGGUUAUUUCAAUGAUAGAAAUGAAAGGAAGCGUAGAAGUUUGCUCAACCGUUUUUCCUCAGAAAUAAAUGCACGCGCAAAUGAUUCUACUUUCUAUUGUUUUACUAUGAAAAAUGACGAAGGAAAAAUCGCGGAAUUGGGAUGUACUUCUGACAAGAACAUUUGUGAAAAUAAUGAAAAGUGUAUCAUAUGUGACAAAGAUGAAUGUAAUUCGGCAACAUCGAAUACUAUUUUCGCUUCUAUGGUGUUCUCUUUGUCGGUAAUCAUAUUUUUCAUGAAAUAAAUAAAUUGUCAAUUUAUUUAUUAUAAAAUAUACUUUUUCGAGAAUCAAAGAUCGAUAUCGAUCGAUUUUCUUCGUUUUUUCGUGAUAAACAUCGAUAUUUAAUCUAAAAAAAAAAAAAAAAUGCAAACAAAAUUUUAUAUAUCAUUAUUUAUAUAAUGUCAAGAUUCUAUGUUUGUAUCUAAUUGGCCAAUAAAAACUUGUUUUAUGUUACCUAAAUUAAAUUCAAAAACUUAAUCAAACUAAAAA
Messenger RNA from Apis mellifera (honey bee), 1388 nucleotides. Its product is annotated as vegetative cell wall protein gp1. Lineage: Eukaryota; Metazoa; Arthropoda; Insecta; Hymenoptera; Apidae. The transcript is spliced from 4 exons. The record is from RefSeq and is a predicted model, not a curated record. Bases 87 to 1142 code for a protein of 351 amino acids.